This is a messenger RNA of Panonychus citri (citrus red mite), 599 nucleotides long. Its product is annotated as mite group 2 allergen-like Ixo r 2. The record is from RefSeq and is a predicted model, not a curated record. Gene Ontology annotation, molecular function: sterol binding. The coding region runs from base 87 to 530 and encodes 147 amino acids. NCBI's taxonomy places the organism in Eukaryota, Metazoa, Arthropoda, Arachnida, Trombidiformes, Tetranychidae. The transcript is spliced from 4 exons. Gene Ontology annotation, biological process: sterol transport.
AUCCAAUCAACUAUUAGUCGCUAAGUUAAUUACAACAGUGUUUCCAAAUUUUGAUCCAGUUAAUUAACCAUAACAAUCAACUGAAAAUGAUCCGAUCACUUGUUACCUUGAUCUUAAUUGUAGCUACAGUUGAAGCUACAGGUAAAAAUAUUACCUUUACAAAUUGUGUUGAUACUGGAAAAAUUAAUUGGGUUACCGUUGAUCCUUGUGAAUCUGAGCCAUGUACCUUUCAACCAGCAAUGGACGUUACCGUUCAAGGGGAAUUAGUUUCUGUAUCAACUUCAACCGCUCCUAAGCUCGAGGUUCAGGUCAAUGUUUUAGGCUUCUGGACAACUUAUCCUGACCUGGAUUCUGACGGUUGUAAAUAUCUUACCUGUCCCUUGACCGCUGAAAAGGCCACUGCAUUCAAAAUUGUCUUGACCACUCUUGAUUGGCUUCCACCGAUGAAAACUCAAAUCCGAUUCAUAUUAUAUGAUAACGACGGUGUUACUGAGCUUAAUUGUGCUCAAGCCGAUAUUAAAAUUGCAUAAAUAACCAUGUUAAUUGUGAACAAUUAAAAUCUGAUAAAUAAAUUAAAUUACCUUAUGAAAUCAAAACAA